Messenger RNA from Ornithodoros turicata, 2157 nucleotides. RefSeq lists its product as uncharacterized. The coding region runs from base 1 to 2157 and encodes 718 amino acids. Gene Ontology annotation, molecular function: zinc ion binding; nucleic acid binding. The transcript is spliced from 2 exons. NCBI's taxonomy places the organism in Eukaryota, Metazoa, Arthropoda, Arachnida, Ixodida, Argasidae. The record is from RefSeq and is a predicted model, not a curated record.
AUGCAAGGGGACGAAUCGGCAACGACGCCAACUUCGGGAGCCGCCUCUGAUGAUGCAGUACGACGGUUUCGAAGUCCUGGCACGUUCGAUCCGGAGAAGGAGGACUGGAAGCUCUAUGAGAUUCGGUUCCAGGCAGCGCUUCAAGUAGCAAGGGUCAUCAACGACGCGGACAAAUGUGGACUUUUGAUUUCGUCACUCAGUCCGGACGUUUUUAAACGACUCUACAACUUAGUGCAGCCUCGGAUCGUCACAGAGGUACCUUUCAAAGACAUUACGGCCGUGUUAUCUGAACAUUUCACGCCGAAGUGCUUCAGAGAAUUUGAGAGGUCCAAGCUCUUCUCCGCGCGUCAGCAAGAGGGCGAACCCGUCAAAGACUUCGUUCAGCGCUUGUCUGCAAUAAUUUCCCGUUGCGAAUACGAAACGGAAACAGAUGUCAGAGCCUGUUCCUUACUAACUGCCUUUAUCGUGGGUCUCCGUGAUCAACGCAUUCGCGCCCGGCUCGUCCUCGAGAAGAGUUUAACUUUGGACACAGCGAUUCGACUGGCUGAAAGCUCUUUGGCCGCAGAGGCUGAAUCGAAGCAGUUGCAUGCGGGGACGGCCGUGCACAAGGUUACAUCCAGGAAUGCCAGCAAGGAGUCUUGUUUCAGGUGCGGAAAUUCCAACCACCUCCAGGAAUCUUGCAGAUUUCGUAACGAAGAGUGUCACGCUUGUGGGAAGAUUGGCCAUAUUGCAAAGAUGUGCCGUACAUCCCAGCCACAGGCAAAACACAAGAAAGGCAAGAGGGGCCCCAAGGUGAAGCUUGUGACGGACGUGUUCCUUGCCGAUGAAGACGACGGGAAGUUCCUUACUUGCAAGAUCAAGGACAAGCAGAUCGUUUUACAAGUGGAUACUGGUUCCCGUGCCACGCUUCUGGAUGAUCGGACGUACAAGAAAUUGGGCGAGCCCAGGCUACAUCCCUCUCCAGUCCGUCUACGCGCCUUCAACAAGAAUGAAAUUCCGCUUCGUGGGGCGGCAGACCUUCUUGUCUUCAUCGAUGGAAGAGAAGAAACCCUACCAGUUAUCUUCACCAAGAUGGAGCACACUAAUCUCCUUGGGCGAGAGUGGAUACGCAAGCUAGGCAUCAAUCUCAACGAGCUGUUUGUUGGUUCCAUUAGCUCAAUCGCUGCGUUGGACGAGAUUCUGGGGGCGUACGAAGAUCUUUUUCGCAAUCAGCUCGGUAGAUGUACCAAGACCUUGGUUCAUCUCCAUCUCAAAAACGACGCUCAGCCAAAGUUUUUCAAGCCACGACCGAUUCCUUUUGCGACUCGUGAGGCAGUACAAGCUGACCUACAACGUCAAAUAAAGAAUGGUGGGCUGGAACCAGUCGAGGUGUCGGAAUGGGCUACCCCCAUUGUGGUUGUUCCGAAGCCGAAUGGAGCUGUUCGAGUCUGCGGCGAUUUCAGCGUCACAGUGAAUCCCCAGAUUGAGAUCGCGCAGUAUCCUUUGCCUCGAACGGAAGAGCUGUUGGCAGUGCUAAAUGGAGGCCAGAAGUUCACCAAAUUGGACUUGUCUGAGGCGUACCUCCAGAUGGAGUUGGAUGACGAAGCCAAGAGGAUAUUGCGCACAAUGGAGCAAGUGAUUGCCGGAAUUCCGUCUGUCGCUUGCUAUCUGGACGACAUAAUUGUCACUGGCAAGAACGACACGGAGCAUCUCAAGAACUUUGAGCAAGUCUUAGAGCGCCUUCGACAGUUUGGUUUCACACUGAAGAAGGAGAAGUGUGCCUUCAUGCAGCACCAGGUGGAAUACUUGGGACAUGUUGUUACAGCGGAGGGAUUUCCACCAUCUGCUAAGAAGGUGUCGGCAAUUUUGAACAUGCCUCCUCCCACGCAAGUGUCAGAGUUACGGGCGUUUCUCGGCAUGAUUCAGCACUACGCAAAGUAUUUGCCCUCGUUGGCGGAUGCCUGCGCUCCGCUUAACAACUUACUCAGGAAAUCUGUGCCAUGGCAAUGGUCGGCGUCUUGCGUGGAUGCGUUUGAGGCAAUCAAGAAGAUGCUCACUUCUGCCGAAAUUCUCACACACUACGAUCCGCGCAAGGAGAUCUUCCUGGCCGUGGAUGCUUCUUCGAAGGGGCUUGGUGCAGUCAUCUACCGUAUCGUACCGUAUCAUCUAUCGUAUUAA